GAUCCGGCCUUUUAUCGUAAUGGAAUCCGUAGUGAGAGCAGUGAGCAUGGACGAAGAGGCGCACCACGACGCCAUGGUGGCCAAAGUCGCUUCGGCCUUCGUCCUCGGCCUCUCAGCCCUGACCUGCUCCUGCGUGCCGUUCUGUCUGAUCCGGAAAUGCAGCAGCUCCAGCACGGGGAAAAUCAGCACCACCGCCCAGAAGACGAUGGACAUGUUGCUCCGCUUCGGCGGAGGGAUCCUCAUCGCGACGACGUUCCUCCACCUCCUACCGGAAGUACGAGAAGGCACCGAAGAGCUCGUCGAGACUCACGCCUUUCCGACGUGGCCUGUCGCGAUACCGGAGCUGGUCAUGUGCAUCGGUUUCUUCAUUAUGUACUUCGUAGAGGAAUGUGCCCACAUCUGCCUCAUGAAAGGAGGAAAUCACGGAGAGGGCCACAGUCACGCAAUUUCUGGAACUCCGCUCCGAGGGAUCCUUAUCGUCAUAGCGCUCUCGGUUCACCAGAUCUUCGAGGGUCUUGCAGUAGGUCUUGAGGAAGGCGACUCCAAGACGGUCUGGAUGGUGACAUCAGCGAUAGCAGCUCACAAAUUGGUUAUCGCAGUGUGCGUCGGUGCGGAAAUGGCCUUCGCGAGAACCAACACCCUCACCAGGGCGAUCUGCAUCGCUACAUUCGCCAUAGCGACUCCCCUGGGGAUCGCGAUCGGGAUCGGUCUUUGGUCCGGCAAUGCGGACAACGAUGUGACUACCGGAUGCGUAUCUGUGAUACUGCAGGGUCUGGCCACAGGUACUCUGCUCUAUGUCGUCUUCUUCGAAGUCCUGUCCAACACCAAAGAGGAGAGUAAUUUUCUUCAAUUUUUCGCUACGGCCGUCGGCUUCGUCCUUAUGCUCAUCUUAGUGAUCUUCUUCAAAAGUUAAACAUCGGAUGCAAUUAUUCAAAUAAAAACUAUGACAAAUACACGAUGCCAGAAAAAUUCGGCGUUCAUAAAUUAUAAUAAAAUAAAUAUGUUUUGUGUUUAUACUA
Messenger RNA from Cimex lectularius (bed bug), 1019 nucleotides. RefSeq names its product zinc transporter ZIP3-like. The transcript is spliced from 2 exons. Gene Ontology annotation, biological process: zinc ion transmembrane transport. The coding region runs from base 20 to 913 and encodes 297 amino acids. The record is from RefSeq and is a predicted model, not a curated record. Gene Ontology annotation, cellular component: plasma membrane. Gene Ontology annotation, molecular function: zinc ion transmembrane transporter activity. Lineage: Eukaryota; Metazoa; Arthropoda; Insecta; Hemiptera; Cimicidae.